AUGUUGAAGCAAUCACCUAACAGAAACAUGAGGACGAAUGGCUACAAGGUUAAACAAGGUCUUAAAAUAUUUACUUUAAUAGCUGCUGCCAUUUGGUUGUUAUACCAACUCAAACACUCACAUGAAACCAAAGUACUUGGAAGGAAAGGGUUUGAGUUUUGGAUGAAAAACCCGUAUGAGUUGAUGGGUGGUGUGAAAAAGAGAAAAAGUGAUAUUGUAAUGGAAGAAAACAAUGGUUUAGGUAAUGAUAUUGUUGAUCGAGAUCGAGUGGAAGAGGAAGAACCUGAGGAAAUAGAGGAUGUGGUUGAUGAAGAAGACAAAGAAGAAAAUGAAGAGAUGGAAGAAGAUAUGAUGAGCUUAUUUGAAUAUCAAGUUGAGAAAGACACACAAGUAACAACGGAAAGCCAUAACAAAGAGACUCGUGUACCGUGA
Molecule: messenger RNA, 432 nt
Organism: Vicia faba (fava bean)
Lineage: Eukaryota; Viridiplantae; Streptophyta; Magnoliopsida; Fabales; Fabaceae
Source: the annotation of a GenBank genome assembly